CAAGCCGUCCGGUCCGCGGCCCCGGCCGUGUGUUCCGCCCGCCGCCGCGUCCUCCCUGCCCGCAGGCUGCCAAGAUGCUGGCCGUCCUCGCCGCGGUGUGUUUCUUGUUGUCCCAGCCGGUCUGCUGUGUCUUCCAGACGCUUUACUGCACCAUCUCCGACAGCUGCGACUGCGACUUCAGGCCCGACAUGAGAGACUUGGAGUGGGACCUGUACAGGAAUGUGUACGGCCAACAUCUGGCUCAGGACAUCGUGUCAGAGGAGGUGGCAAGCUUCCUUCAAAAUAAAAGCCCCGACCGACCCCUGGUGUUGUCCUUCCAUGGCUCCUCGGGCACGGGAAAGACUCUGGUCAGCUCCAUGUUGGCGAAGCAUCUGUACAGCUCGGGCCUGAGCAGCCCGUACAUCCACCAGUUCAUACCCACGCUCCACUUCCCCUUACCGAACCGGGUGAGGCGGUACAGGUCGGACUUGGAGAGCUGGGUGAAGGGCAACCUGACUGAGUGCGCCCGCUCCGUGUUCAUCUUCGACGAGAUGGAGAAGAUACCGCCCGGCAUCAUCGACGUCCUGGAGCCCUUCCUGGGUCCUUCGCACGUCGUGUUUCGCACAAAUUACCGCAAAGCCAUCUACGUCUUCAUCAGCACCACCGGGGAGAAGGUGAUCAACCAGCUGGCCCUGGACUUCCGGCAGGCCGGACGGGAGCGAGAGGAGAUCAGGCUGGCCGACCUGCAGGACGCCGUCGCCCAGGCGGUUUACAACAGCAGCUCAAGUGGCUUCUACCACUCCAGCAUCAUCCAGCAGAAGCUGAUCACACGCUUCGUCCCCUUCCUGCCGCUGUGCCGGCGCCACGUGGAGCGCUGCGCCCGCUGGCAGCUGUGCCAGCAGGGCUGGUGCUGGCGCAACGACGUGGUGGAAGCAGUAGGGGGCGACAUGAUCUACACUCCUGACGAGGGGCGGUACUUCUCAACCACGGGCUGCAAGGCGGUGCCGGCCAAAAUCAACCUGUUCCUGUGAUGCGGGACGGGAGCUGCACGGGCUCAGCGGACUCGAAGGGAAAUCCUCCUGUGGCCAAGCCAGUUGGGAAAGAGCAGAUCUGUGACUGUGUUUGGGUCUCGAGGGGGAAAUUAGUCUUCCUCCCGUCCACAAGGAGGUCAGAGGUCACAGUCAGACUGAACACCUCUGGAGCUGGUAGAGAUUUGAUCUUGACUUGAUUUCCUGAAGGUUAGACACUCAGGAUCAUGAGUAAUUGAACUUGUAGCCUUCAGAGUCCAAGGAGGUCUGAACUAGCCAGCUGCCUCGCUGCCAGCUCUGAGUUUCCCCAAACACAUCGAGGGUCACCCGACUAAAAACACACACAUCCAGGAAACUGAGUGAGCUCUGCGCCAACAGCCGAGGUUUUUCCCUGAAGUUUUGGUGCAGUCAUUGUUCCGUCCAGAGCCAGACGUCCCGCCGCGCUCUACCUCAAACCCAGCUCAGUCUGUAUCCCCUCAACUUGUAAGUCGCUGCAGCGUGGUUUUUACAUUUCAGAGGUUGAGAUUUGUUUUGACAUUGGUGGAAAUGACCCUUUUCUUAAAAAAGAAAAGGAAACUAGAAGUAGAAGUGCAGGGCAGGCUGUAUGUCCAGUGUGUGUGUGUGCAUCAGAGUAGAGGAAUGAAGGAGAGACAGUGUGCAGUGUCAUGCCACAAUAAGUGAAAAGUCAACAAACCAAGGCUUUACAGCACAUUGAAUGUUCUCAAACGACCAAAAUGCUGAAAUGUUUAAAGAAUAAAAACCACAGUUGUCACAUCACACCGUGCAAAUCUGGACAGCAACAACUCCAAAAGACCUGUGACGUAAAAUAUCAAUUUCAAAGUGAAAAUGCCAACAAAUUAAUUUACCAUCUAACUGAUGGUCACCAUGUUUGAAUCUGUGGCAACAAGACAUGAUUGGUUGUUCCUUGCAGAAAGAAACGGGGCAAAAAAAGAAAAAUCACUUUAAAAAUCACUUAAGAGGACUGAGGAUUAGCACUCAGCUGUGAUGUAAAACAGGUUUUACAAAGGUUUUUAACCCCUGCAGCCACACAGUGUGCUAGAUCAUACAGUCACAAGUUUGCACAAAAAAUAUCAGGCCCAAUAAUAUGCGAGAUCAGUCGCAGACACACUAAACACAUGAUCCCCUCCAGGCUGCUGCCUGGCAGAGAGAAAAAGGGAACGGUUUUGCCUUUUUGUAUUUUUUGUCCCCACCACUGCCCUGCCUCAUUCAGACAGUCACACCUGGAGUUUCCCAGUAUGACUGGAGGCCAGUGAGCAGCUCCACCUGGAGGUUUAGUGCCUUGCCCAAGUGUUAGCUGGAUAAUCUUUUUUUUUCUCCCUAUGAGAUUGGUCUCUUUCCCGUUGACAGAGAUUCCCCCUUUAGUUUUUAUGGGGAAGUUUUAUGUUUUUCUGAAAGGGAUCAGUGGUUUAAAGCCUCCUUUACUCUCUGCACUUUGUGUAGCACUCUUUUAAAGGAUGUGACAUUUUCAACAUGUCUGUAGUUUCCAGUUUGGAGCAAAACUCAUGCAGAGUCCCUGUGCAGUUUAACAAAAGCAGUGACCUGAGAUGGGUCGGACUUUUCAUGAUAUAAAACAACAACAACACAAAAAGCCCCCUGUGCUCAGAAAGUCAUCUAAAAACCUCACUAUCAAACCAAACCUGGAUAAACCCUGCAGCAUGGAGGGAUGGACCUUAACUGGUGCAAUAAUUAGAGCAAUACAGAGGUACCUUUAUUAGAGCAGGUACUCCCCCUAGAGGCCAGACUGGGCAGGUGCACAUUUAAACACGUGCAGCAGCUUUAAGGACCUUGGCUGUUGACACAUCAGUGCUUAUAACAUCAGCGACUCCCCGGGUGAAAACUUUGAUUUUAACAGGAGGAAUAUGAACUUAGAUUGACAGUUUUAGGCAGUUUAUCUCUGAAUCAUAGUUUUACAGUUUAUAAGUGUUUCGGUUAUGAUUUUUGGUUUGAAACUUGAAGCUGAAAUGCUUCUGUUUAACUUACGGAGCACAGAGCACAUAUUUGAAAUUUAGCAUAUCAGUGAAAGAUAAAGUCUCCAUCAGUGAAAUAUCACAUCUGUAUUUUGUAUUGCUUUGUGCCAAAAGUCUCUAUUAUAGCUAUAAUAAAUUUUAUUUAUUACUACUUUAUUUCCUCAGCUUUUUACUUUUAUGCCUUGGUAAAGGCCCUCCACAUGCCCUACUUAGUAUUCAGCACAACAUAAAUAUAACGGUAUACUUGUCUAACUCAUGCUAUUGUGAUAUAUAUAUAGGAUAUAUAGGAUUCAAAAAUACUACAAGUUGACAUGUUGAAAAUAUCACAGCCUCUUUGUUAGUGUGUGAUUAGUUUUUAUGGGAAGCUACAGUGGGACUGGUUAGUUCCUCUGGCCAAACAAAGAUCCUGUUUUAAUGUUGUCAAACCAAUUUAUUGUUAAAAAAAAAAAAUAAUAGGAGAGGAAAUCACAAGCAAAAGUAGGAAUGUACUUUAAAAUCAUCUUUGGUUUUUCAUUCAGAAGGUUCAGAAAUCAUGGUUUGGGAGCAAAUUGCGCAGUUUUGCCAUUAGGUGGCAGUAAAAACCUUACAAGGAACAAGACAUGAUCAAGCAAGGGAGAGUUACAGCUUGCUGCUUUUUUUUUUUUUUUAAAUCAUGGAAUCUGUUGUAUAUAAUUUGUAUUUGUGUUGAAGUCAUUUAUUUGAAGAGUGUUUUGCUGUAUUUUGUUGCUGUACUACAUGAAUGAGUUGUAAAGCUAACAGAAUGUGGGUGUUUACUACAUGAAGUUGCAUGAAGGAUAAUUGGACCGGUUUCAUGGUGGAAAUCAAGACAAGCCGUCUAAGUAAAUGUGCCUCUGACAAAUUGAA
Molecule: messenger RNA, 3859 nt
Organism: Myripristis murdjan (pinecone soldierfish)
Lineage: Eukaryota; Metazoa; Chordata; Actinopteri; Holocentriformes; Holocentridae
Gene: tor2a
Product: torsin family 2, member A
Exons: 5
Coding region: 75-1010 (311 amino acids)
Cellular component (GO): endoplasmic reticulum lumen; nuclear envelope
Molecular function (GO): ATP hydrolysis activity; ATP binding
Source: RefSeq, a predicted model, not a curated record